Messenger RNA from Saxophila tyrrhenica, 1656 nucleotides. RefSeq lists its product as uncharacterized. Gene Ontology annotation, biological process: DNA-templated transcription. NCBI's taxonomy places the organism in Eukaryota, Fungi, Ascomycota, Dothideomycetes, Mycosphaerellales, Extremaceae. The record is from RefSeq and is a predicted model, not a curated record. Gene Ontology annotation, molecular function: zinc ion binding; DNA binding. The transcript has a single exon. The coding region runs from base 1 to 1656 and encodes 551 amino acids.
AUGCAGAAGGAGAAUGCUUUAGCUAAGGAUCAGUCUGGCAUUGUGCAAUCAGAACUUAACGCCCCUGGAGGCAGCCCUUCUGGCCUCUUCCAGUAUCUUGGAGACACCUUCUGGUCCACCCUGAGUGCUGAGGUAGAAAGCAUCAAGCAGACUGCUCAUGAAGAGGACGACUUUGGGGACGAGAACCAGCCUCUGGAUGACGAAGUCGUUGACAGCCCCUCGAACUUGACCUCUAUGCCUCACGCCUACCAGUACCCUUCAAGGGCGACUCGGGAGAAGCUGUAUGAUAUGUUCUUCCGCAAUGUCGAUCCAGUAUUCAAGAUCCUCCACCAGCCUACAGUCCGGGCUCUGGUAUUGGAUGGCCUGAGGAUGAGGAGUGAUCCUCCCGCCGCAGCGCUGAGCUUUGCCAUCUACUACGCUGCGAUCGCUACAAUGUCCGAAGAGGACUGCGCGGAGAUCUUUGAGCAACGCAAGGUUGAAAUCGAGGCACAAUAUGAGAGGCUCUGCGAUGCCGCGUUGACGCACGCAGACUAUGUGACUUCUGAUUCACUGGAGACUCUGCAAGCAUUCGUAAUCUACCUCGCAGCCCUCCGUCGCUCCGACCAGACCAGGCGUACCUGGACACUGCUGGCUGUGGCUGUCCGCUCGGCUCAUGCCCUUGGAAUACACAUUGAGAAGCUCAGUAGAACAUCAAAGGUGUUCGAGACGCAACAGAGACGUCGGCUCUGGCAUGCACUCCGUGUGUUGGACCUGCUUGUCGCGAUCGAUCACGCCUCAGACCCGCUCGUCCUUCCAAACACUUGGGACGCUCAACUGCCUUUGGAUGUGAACGAUGCAGAUUUAUGGCCAGAUAUGACAGUCUUUCCAGCCUCUCAUUCUGACUUCACAGAGAUGACGUACUCACUGAUGACGCACGAAAUCGCGACCAUGUCCAUAGAAACGCAUUCAAUCCAGCAUGGCACAUGGGAAGACCGUCAAGCCAACGUGAAGAGUCUCGAAGACCUACUGUCCCCGCGAUACUUCUCGAGAUGCAACGAAACAAAUCCCUUGCAACGAUUCACAGUUGCAGUAGGAAAGACUAACAUCGCCACUCUAAACCUCCACGCAGCUCGCCCAACGAAGGCUUCGUCAAAGAAUCUGGACCUCAACUGCAACAGCGAGUAUCUCCUACAGCUUGCUUGUGAUGCAUUGAGCGGCCUGCAACAUUGCACCUCCGAUUCGACAAACGCUGGAUGGCGUUGGAGUCUCUGGCCACAGUGGCACUCUUUGGCAGUUGCUCUGGCAGCUUUGUGCAUUGUGCAAGAACCUGGCCUACAAGAGACAGCCUGGGCUCCCGUGGACGCCGCGCUGCACGGAGAGAAAACUGCAGACUAUGAUCUGUACACCGGAAAGCUCAAAGGGCCCAUUUCGAAGUUGGCGACACAGGCUAGCAAGUCGCGGAAGGCCAUCGUUGGAUCGUCGGCCACCACCUCAAAUGGUCUCGAGCACACUUCACAGCACGAACUAUCAAAAUCAGGACCGGGCUGGCCUUUAGAGGAUAUGAGCAUGGACGGCUUGCUCGAGUGGGAGAACUACCUAGUUCCAUAUCUCGAUCCUUUUGAUCCUCUUUACACCGACUCUAUGGGCUUGUGGCGAGCCGAUGACUUUUCAACGUAG